Messenger RNA from Lates calcarifer (barramundi perch), 2969 nucleotides. RefSeq names its product serum response factor. The coding region runs from base 415 to 2019 and encodes 534 amino acids. Gene Ontology annotation, biological process: positive regulation of transcription by RNA polymerase II. The record is from RefSeq and is a predicted model, not a curated record. Gene Ontology annotation, molecular function: DNA-binding transcription factor activity, RNA polymerase II-specific; RNA polymerase II cis-regulatory region sequence-specific DNA binding; protein dimerization activity. Lineage: Eukaryota; Metazoa; Chordata; Actinopteri; Centropomidae. The transcript is spliced from 8 exons.
CUCGUCAUUUCCUUAUGUGGAGCGGAGUGAUUCGGGGGCCGGGCCUCAUUGAUUACUGUAGGAAAACACAACUUUAUAACUUUAUUCUUUAUUUUUGGAGGAACUAGAUCAAAUUUUAUGGAGAAAAUACUCUCUGUUUUUUUCGGGUGUUCUUCGGCUGUUCGGCCUGAGCUCUCGGUGAUUUCCGGAGUUUUCCGAUGGACAGAUAGCUUUACUUGUUGCUAAAGUAAUCGCUGACUGGUUAGCCGCAGUUAGCUAGGCAGCGCAGUUAGCCGGGAGCUAGCGGUCCUGUUAGCCGACUCUGCCCGGGCUGGGAACUCCGAGCACCGGGGGCAGUGUCGGUGUUCACACCGCUAGCACAGGAGCUUCUGGAGGAGGAGGCCCGGGGCGGGGGCGGGGGGGGACGCGGCGGGAAUGUUGGCGGCGAGCGGCGCCGGAAUGGGCACCAGAACCGGAGAAGGACGGGCGGGCAACGGAACCGGGCUGAGCAGCCUCGCGGUGAAUGCGGCCGGACCGGGACCGAACGCAGCGUCCGAAACCGACGGAGGCCAGUUUGAGGACCGAGAAUACGGCGCCGAGAUGGUCUACAGCGGCUCCGACCAGGACUCGGACUCCGGGGACGACGAGGACACGGCGGGUUCAGGCGGGGACAGGAGAGGGGUGAAGCGGGAGAGGAGCGAAAGGGAGGUCGGGCAUCAGUCAGCACCCACCUCCGGAGGCCUGAGCGGGGGUUACGUCGGGGUCAGCUCUGGGGUGCCAGGAGCCAAACCCGGCAAGAAAACCAGAGGCAGAGUGAAGAUCAAGAUGGAGUUCAUAGACAACAAACUGAGGCGGUACACAACUUUCAGCAAGAGGAAGACCGGGAUCAUGAAAAAGGCAUACGAGCUGUCCACGCUGACAGGUACUCAGGUGUUGCUGCUGGUCGCCAGUGAGACAGGUCACGUCUACACGUUUGCGACCAGGAAGCUGCAGCCGAUGAUCACCUCGGAGACGGGGAAGGCUCUGAUCCAGACCUGCCUCAACUCCCCUGACUCCCCCCCCCGCUCUGACCCCUCCUCUGACCAGAGGAUGAGCGCCACGGGCUUCGAGGAGACUGACCUCACCUAUCAGGUGUCGGAGGCGGACGGCUGCUCGGAGGUUGCCAAGGACCUGAUCAAACCAGGGUUCACCAUGUCCAACCUGCCUGGCUCCACACAGCCCACGCCCUCCUCCUCCUCCUCCUCUUCAUCCUCUGUGUCCAUGCAGGUGCAGACCAGCACCCCCUCCUGGCAGCCGCCCUCCUCCUCCUCCACCAACGGGACGGUGCUGAAGACAUCCGCAGGUGUCGUACUUCCUGGAGGCUUCACCUUGAUGCCAGGUGCCCCGCUGCCCCCCGGCACACACACCAUCCCCCUCAGCCAGCUGCAGACUCAGCCUCUGGCCAUCCAGGGCCCCGUGGCCCCAGGUCACACCACCACGCUGCACGCUCCGCCCACACAGCCGACCACGCUGCUCCGCCUCCCCGCCACCGUGUCACUGUCAGUCUCACACCUGGAGUCUGUACCUGUGUGUUCAACAGGGGGCGGAGUCUCUCAGCAGCUGCAGACCAUCCAGGUCCAGCCCAGCGGUCAGCAGGCUUCCACCAAUCAGAGCAGCUCAGACAUCCACAGCCCCGCCUCCUCCACAGCUAGUCUCCCUGCAUCCAUCGUCUCCUCCUCCUCCUCUUCCUCCUCCUCCUCAGUAGCAGGUCACAUGAUGUAUCCCGGCAGUCACACAGUGAUGUACGCUGCACCGACGCCAUCACUCGGCGACGGCAGCCUCACCGUCCUCAACACCUUCCCCCCGACAGGCCACACCCAGUCACAUGACCCCGGUGCGGUCCCGCAGGUCUUCCUCACCUCCCUCCCUCCAGUCGCCACUCAGAUCCCAGUGUCUGCAGUCCAGCUCCACCCGAUGGUGAUCAGUCAGCAGAGCAGCAGCAGUAACCUGACGGAGCUGCAGGUCGUCAGUCUGGACGUCCACCAAUCAAAAGACGACUGAGACACUUCCUGUUUACUUCUCUUUGUUUUUCAUCGUCACGUAAACAACAACAACAACAAUAAUAACAUGGCUCAGACUCUGAUCACAGUCAGAGCCACAGAGAGGAGACUGGUCUGAGUCUGAACCAGAGUCUGAUCAGUGGCUCUGACUCUGACGACCGUCUGAACAGGUAUCAUCAUCACUCACCUGUGUGUGUGUGUGUGUGUGUGUGUGUGUGUGUGUGUGUGUGAACAGUAUUAUAUGAAUGUAUCUGUUUUUACUCAGCUUCACUUUGAGAUAAAAAAACAAAAAGUGCCAAAAACACAGAGACGCUGGUUAAAGAACAAACGUGCGUGAAUCAUGUUCACUUGAGCUUUUAGAUGAUUUCACUUCAUUUCUAUAGAAACAGUCAGAGCAGGAGGCAUGAUGGGAGUUUACUCAGCUUCAGUCUGAGCUUCAGGUUUAACCUGGUUUUACAGUCAAGUGUUGGUUGAAGAUGAUGAAGCAGAAACAGACGAUGUUUGAUCGGCUAAUGAACCAGGAACCUGAUCAAUGGAUCAGUGUGAAAAUAUCAGAUGUUUAGAUUGAAGGGUUAAUUUUUGAGGAAGUUGUAUCAGCUGAUCUGAUCAAUAAUGAUCAUGUGAUCAUUUAUCAGGGGAUAACGUCCACAGGUGUGUGGUGAGGUUCAGCUGGGACCUGGUCAGACCUGAGGAUUUUAUUUUAAACUGAUGUUGUUUUAGAUUUUGUGACUUUUGUUAAAGUCAGAUGUUUCUGUUCUUUGCUGAUUUUUCUCUCAGCAUCUCAAACUGAAGGAGGUCAGACCUCAGCUGUUUGACCUCUGAUCUCCUUCAUGUGUUCACAGUGUUUUCAUUUCCUCAUGUAUGAAUGAAUAUUUCUAUUCUGUGGUUUUGUUUGUUAGCUGCAGGUUGUUUCCUGUGAAACAACCAAUAAAAACACUUUUGGAGAGAAAA